CCGACGGAAAGGUAACAGGUUGCAGACAGUCUCUCUCUCUCUCUCUCUCUGCGCACAAUGAACUUGUUGCUGUGUUAAUCUGCGUAGGAAACUGCUCUUUUCCUCCCACUUUUUCUUGCGUGGACAUUGAUGGAAAACAUCACCGACAUUGAAGAGAAGCGAAGUGUCAAAGAGGAGGAAUAACUUCAGAGAAAGAGCAUGAGCGCACCAUCUUCAGGUCGGAAGACCCCAGUGGACCACGGCGUCCAGAUCCGCUUCAUCAAUGACCUCUACGACACAGGCGGGGGCCAGCCAGGGCCCCAGCCCAAGACUAAACCCAAGACCCAGACAUCCAAGUACGGCGUGGCGGUCAGGGUGCAGGGUAUUGCUGGCCAGCCAUACGUGGUCCUGAAGGACGGAGAGAAAGGAGACUCGUAUGGGGUCCAGCUCAAGACCCAGUACCACUCCGGUUACAGUAGCCUUCCCCGGAGGAGAGAGAGGGCGGAGCCAGGACCACAGGGGCCAGAUGUAGGAGGGCAGGGAGGGGCACUACGCCGGGCCCAGUCCCAUGGGUCACUGCUGGACAGGGACGGAGAGGAAGAGGCAGGCAAUGAGGAUUUUCAGCUGUCUAGGCCACCAGGGGAUGGGAAGUCUGGUAGUUAUGGGAAUCUGGAUGGAGGAAUAGGAGUGAGGGGGGAGAGGGAGCAGGUUCGGCGUGUCGGGGGUCGAGAGGGGGGCGUGGAAAGGAAUAUGUGGGAUGGUUCGUACAAAACGGGGCUCAACGGGUCGCUGGGGUCAGCGAGGAGCAGUCAGCCUUACCCUGACCCUCCUCAACAAACAAAUCAGAGACAGACUCCUGUCAACAGACUCAUUAACAGGUUCGAUGGUGGCAACACUGGAGGCCAACAGAGAGGACUCCCUGCUGAACAACAGGAUCCCAGAGCUGCAUCUCCUCUCCUUACCCCCAACCCUUACACCUCACCUCCGUCCUCAACUCACAGCAGCCUGGGACGCAGCCAGGCCCAGGCAGUCACCCAAUUUCCAGGACACUCCGCUAAUCAGUGGACUUCACCGGGGAGAUACGCCGCUGCAGAGACGCCGCAGGCCAGCCCGACUGAGCCACAGGUGACUCCUGACCUUUUGCUGGACCAGGGUCAGAGUGCAGAGACGGCCAGUGAGGAGGAGCAGGUCAUGCAGACCAUAUACAACAUCCUGAGACAAGGGACCAACGAGAGCGAUGUUGUCAUCAAGCACAAAGUCAAGGUCAUCUUUCAGAAGAUACAGAAUCUAAAGCCCAAAGAAAGACCUCAGGAAGAGUGGAUGAGAGAAAAGAGGGAGCUUGAAAGAAAGAUGGUUGAACUACAAACUGCCCUGCAGAAGGAAAGGAGGGACUCUGUUAGCAAUUCUGAUCCUACUCUGAAAGCUGAGCUGGAGUCCUGUCUGGAUGAAAAUCUGCAGCUCCGGGAGAUGCUGGACCGGAAGAAGAAAGAAUUAAAUGAAACACAAUCAGAGCUGACUCAGCUGCGUAUGGACAGGGAGAACGCAGAGGCUCGGGUCAGAGAAAUGGAGGACCAGCUGGCUGAGUUUCAGGAUGAACUGAGAAGAGAGAGUGGCAACAAGACGGACCUGAUGUCUUGUCAGACGCAGCUGAUGGAGGUGUGCCAGCUGAAACAGAAGCUGGAGGACACGCUGAGACAGAGAGAGAGGGAGCUAACGGCUCUCAAAGGAGCUCUGAAGGAAGAGGUGGCCACACACGACAAAGAGAUCGAGGUGCUCCGAGAGCAGUACAGCGUCGACAUGGAGAAGCUCCGCAGCAGCAUGGAGCAGGUGUCUCAGUCUCACGCAGGGAUCGAGUCGGAGCGGUUGCGUGUGAAUGCGUCAGUUCGCUCCCUACAGCAGCAGUUGGAGGACUGCAGAGACGAGAGCAGCCACUGGAUGGAGCAGUUUCACGCCACCAGAGACGAGCUUCGAACAACAAAACAAGAAGAGCCACCCAGCAGCCCUGAAACACCACUCCUGCAAGGCCGUCUGGAAAAAGAGGAGUUUGAGGAGGAGCUAAAGGAGCUCCAGGACAGAGUGAGCACCAUGAAACAGCAGAUACCGGACCCUGGCCACACAAAGACUCUCAACCAGGAACUUCAGCAACACAAUGCUGAUCUACAGAAGGCCAAGUCUGAGCUGGAGAAGCAGAGGACGAAGUUUGACCAGAAGGUCAUGGAGGUCAUCUCCAUCAAGAAAUCUCACCAGAACCAGGAGGCAGAACUGAAGUAUGAGAUUGACAGGCUAAAGGACCAAUUACAGAGGGCCAGAGAAGAUACUGCCAAGGCACAGGAGAAAAACAAACGGCUCCCAGACCCAACCAUCAUCUCAGAGCUGGAGCAGAAGCUUGGUGAGACACGUGGUGAAGCUAGCCAGCUCAAAGAGAAACUUUCAUUAGCUGAGGAGGAAGUGGAGGCCAGUAAAACACAUCUCAAUAGAGCUCAGAUGGACGUGAAAUCGCUCCAAGAUGCCCAGCGGGAGCAGGAGGAGGCCAACUCACGUCUCAGAGAGAAACUCUCACGGUUAGAGGCUCAGCUGCAGACCACCGCCACAGAGAGCUCAGAGGCAGAGAUCGCCCUCCACACCGAGGUGAGAGGGUUGAGAUCUGAGCUAGAUGAGGCCAAGAGAAAAGCUUCCCGAUUGAGCCAGGAGCACCGUGAACUCAUCCUGCGUGUGGAGGAUGCGGAGAAAGACAAGGAGACACUCAAACAGGCCUUCAACCAGCUGGAAGAGAGCAAACGACAGCAGGAAAGAGCUCUGGAGAAACUCAACAAAGAGUAUGAGUCUCUGACCGUGUCCUCAAAAGAGGAGACGCAGACUUUCAGGGUUCAGCUGGAGGAGCAGAGAGAGAGGGCACGCAAGGAAAUGCAGGAGGCGCAACGUCACGGAAACGACGCUCAGAGCGAACUGGAUAGAAGUCAUAUAAAUCUAAGGAGACUGGAGGAAGAGAUGUCACGACAGAAGAAGGAGGUUAUGCUCAUAUGUGAGGAGAGAGACAACCACCAGCUGGAUAAAGAGCUUCUGACCAACAGACUGCGCCACCUUGAGGGAGAGAUUGAGGCCAGCAAAAGCGGCAACAGUGAGAAAACCCGGGAGAUUCGCAUCCUGGAGGACAAGCUGAAGCGCGUGGAGUUGGAGCUGGAGGAGGAGAGAAGCAGCGCGGAGAUGCUGACAGACCGAGUGGCCAGGAGCAGAGACCAGAUCGAUCAGCUCCGCUCCGAGCUCAUGCAGGAGAGAUCCUCCAAACAGGACCUGGAGCUGGACAAGAACGCCAUGGAGAGACAUCUGAAGGAGCUGAGGAGUCGUGUGGCCAACAUGGAGGGACAAUCUCGCUCCUCAGCGGGAGUCUCCCAGCUGGAGAACAAGAUCCAGGAGCUGGAAGAACGCCUACGGAUUGAGGAAAGGGAGAAGAACUCUGUGUUGGCGUCUCAACGACGUCUGGAGAGGAAACUAAAAGAUCUCAGCAUGACGCUGGAUGAGGAGAAACAAACACACACUGAACAGAGAGACCAGCUCGCUCUGAGAGUGAAAGCUCUGAAGAGGCAGGUGGAUGAAGGAGAGACGGAGCUGGAGAGGAUAGAUGGACUCAGGAGAAAGGCCCAGAGAGACAUGGAGGACCAGAUGGAGCUCAAAGAGGCCUUGCAGGCCAGAGUCGCAGCACUGGAAACUGAGCUCAAGAGGAAAACCCAGGCAUCAAUGCGCACAGUUUUGGAUUCAUCAGCCCUCAGUUCAGAUGAUGACGACAGCCUGUACGAUCCCUCCACCAUCACCUCCAUCCUCACUGAGAGCAACCUCCAGACCAGCUCCUGUUAAAACGGCACUUCAGGGACAUGGUGAGGGUUGGAAAACAAUGGAGGUACGUGUAGGUUAGUUGAUUUGUGGACCGGGAGUAAAGCCAAAAGGCAGAGUGGUACACACUACAGACAAUGAGGGAGGGGUGCAAGGAGCUGGGAGUGAAAUGAAAUAUAGAGUUUAGUAGGGGAAUGAUUUUCCACACCAGAGUGAAUGGAAGGAAGUAAAACAUCCUCUGCAUUUCACGGUAUUUCCUUCAGGCUACAAUCAACACAGAUGUUACUCCACGGUACAGUUGGAAGGACUCCAACAUACAAAAACUCCUACUACCGCACACAAAGUCAGAAACUGGAUUGCAAGGAGAGAAAUGAGGCUAGAAAUGAAAAAUACCUCUUGCAAUUUUUGAUACAAAUUCAGUAUGUCAAACCGUUUCAGGGUUGACGUUCUGGGUCGAGCACUUACGGUACGGUACCAAGUCUGGCUUUGACUGAACAAGCAAAAAUACUCUCAUCAUCUCUCAGUGUGACAGUUUACCUGUUGGACUACAGCUUUCUCCGUAGCAGUGCCUUCAACUGACUGAACUCACAAAUUCUGCACCACGGCAUGCAUGCACAAAUAUGACUAACAAACGUGGACCAAACACUGACAUUGAGUGGAUUCAUGAUCACCACAAAGAGAAACUAUAAGCAAUAAAAAAAACACUAUAAUUCUCAUGCUGGUUUUUGGUUUAAAAGUUAAAUUUAAAGGGACUGUUUGUAACUUUUUAAGCGUAUAAAUGUAGCGGGUCAGCAC
Sebastes umbrosus (honeycomb rockfish) is the source of this 4602-nucleotide messenger RNA. It is a transcript of the gene cgna, whose product is annotated as cingulin. NCBI's taxonomy places the organism in Eukaryota, Metazoa, Chordata, Actinopteri, Perciformes, Sebastidae. Gene Ontology annotation, cellular component: myosin complex. The coding region runs from base 199 to 3831 and encodes 1210 amino acids. The record is from RefSeq and is a predicted model, not a curated record. The transcript has 21 exons.